Molecule: messenger RNA, 1037 nt
Organism: Drosophila obscura
Lineage: Eukaryota; Metazoa; Arthropoda; Insecta; Diptera; Drosophilidae
Exons: 6
Coding region: 75-914 (279 amino acids)
Source: RefSeq, a predicted model, not a curated record
CCUAUCGUUGUCUCUGUGUAUUGUAUGUUUUAUUUUUUUGUCAUUUUAUUUUGCCGCCACAGAAGUUAAGCAAAAUGGAUUGGAGUGUAUCCAAGUAUAUGUCCUUUGAUCCUGAUCAGGAUGAGGAAGAAAGACAGAGCUACAAUCAUAAGGAACUCAAGACUUUCCUGGCCAACUCGACCAUAAAGGAUCAUUUUGGAUGUGCGCAUCAAAUAUCAGAUUCAAAGCGGCUGCUCAGCUACUUGAGCGCGACUUUGUCCAGCUAUGCAGGGGGAGUUUUUAAUCUGGAGCAGCUGCUUGAUCUCUACAUCUUGGCCAUAAUGAUGAUGACAUACGACGAGGAGAAUUUCAUGGUCACUAUGGACCGCUGCAUGCUGGCGGAUAUUGUCUCCAAUUUAGGAGAUAGUUUAGAGCUAAAGCAGAUUCACUUUAUUGCCAAUGGCCUGUACGACAAGUUAGUGCUAGGCGUGGGAGCCGAGCAAUUGGAAAAUGUCUUUAAUGUGGAGGUGGCCAUUCCUCCCCUAGUGCUCUCAUCUGGCCAUGGCAGGCACGUUGCCAUGGCCCUGCUUCUGACCAUCUUGGGCAGGUACACCAAAGUCCCAGUAAAACUGCAAGAGACUGGUAAUGCACGUAAUAUAUUCGAAAUGGCAAAGUUGGUCAAUUGGCAGGAGCUGGCGGACUCUGGGCAAUAUAAGGACAUGUUCCUACUGAUGCGAUCGAUUUGCCUGCUCCUAAAUAUGCGAAAAAUUCGUGAAGAGUUUAUCGAUGAUGAUCUUGAAGUGGAAAUGCACAAAUUCUUCCUAAAAGUGCACUGGGGAUUGGGAAAAUCCGACAACCAAACAGCCUUUGUCACUAUGGUGGAGCGAUUCAUUGCGUUCUGCGUUGUGCGUGGAGCAAGAAAAAAUGUGAUGUAGUCCCCAGUGCGCUCCUUCAAAGAUACGAAUGCUGUGAGAGAAGAGAAUAAGUAUUAUUUUUUUUAUCCUGGAAUGCUGGAGAGCAAACCAUAUGCUUCCACAAUAAACGAAAACAAAUUUGAA